CGGCUGUCCUGCAUUUGAGUCACAGUUUGAGAAGAACAAAGUAUGUCUGAUGUUUGUACAUGAAUGCUUUAUCAAAGGUUGAGCAGAGGACCUUUGUUCACAUAAAUAUCCCGGACAGUUGAGCAGGUCUCCAGUAGCCCAGGACACCAAAAUUCACAACUGGUGGCCAGUUCAACAUGGCUCUGUCAGUUUUUGCCACAGCAGGAAUAAUUUUUCUACUUUUCACCUCCACCUCAGCUCAAAUCAGAGGAGAUAACCAUGCAACAUGCAACAUGAAUGAUGGCUUUGGAAAGUACUGUCCUACUACAUGUGGAGUUGCUGAUUACCUGUUCACGUAUUUACCAGUCGUAUAUGAAGACCUGGCCUCAAUGCAAAAUAACCUGGAGCUGAUUGCCAAUUUAACUCGAGGGGCUGAUGAAACAAUCACAUACAUGAAAGACUCAACAGCUUCAGCUCAAAAGUCUUCCCAGCCUGAUCCAAACUACAAGAAAUCCUCCAGUAUGCUGGACGAUGUCUUGCGAUAUGAAAACACAAUACUUGCACAAGAACAGCAAUUCAUUGAACUUCAGAAUGUAAUCUUGUCCAAUGAGAGGAGGAUGGGAGACUUGAAGAAACUGGCCCUUCAGCUGCAGCAGAAAUGCAGUGAGCCCUGCAGAGACAUGGUCCAAAUCCAACCCAUCACAGGAACAGACUGUCAGGAUGUUGCAAACAAAGGUGCCACCACCAGCGGUCUUUACUAUGUGAAGCCAAGCAAAGCACAGGCGCAGUUCUUGGUCUAUUGUGAGAUUGACAACUUUGGUCGUGGCUUCACCGUAAUACAAAGGAGACGUGAUGGGAGCGUGGACUUCUUCAAAGACUGGAUUCAGUACAAGGAGGGCUUUGGAUAUCUCUCCCCAGAUGACACAACAGAAUUUUGGCUCGGUAACGAAAAGAUCCACCUGCUGACGACCAGCUCAACCCUCCCAACCGUGCUGAGGGUUGAGCUUGUGGACUGGGAGGGUAACAAAAGGUAUGCCGACUACAAUAUGUUCAGAAUCGGCUCCGAGGCUGACAUGUACCGACUCACCUAUGGUUACUACUUUGGUGGUGAUGCUGGCGAUGCCUUUGAUGGCUACGACUUCGGAGACGACCCCAGUGACAAGUUCUACACAUCACACAACGGCAUGCAGUUCAGUACUCACGACAAGGACAACGAUAAGUAUGCAGGAAGCUGUGCCCAGCAGGACGGCUCAGGGUGGUGGAUGAACAGAUGUCACGCUGCACAUUUGAAUGGAAAAUAUUAUCCAGGUGGCAGGUACAGCGAAAAGGAUGCCGGUGAGUACGGCUUCGACAACGGCAUUAUUUGGGUCACAUGGCACAAUCGUUGGUACUCCCUGAAAGAAACAACCAUGAAGAUCAUUCCCCUGAGCCGCAUCACAGCAGGAGGUGGACAGCAGACUGGGGUCAAACAAUUUGGAGGACUUGGAGAUGUUUAAACCAGAGAAAUGUUUGUAGUCUGCGUUUAUUGACAACUCUUAAAUCAACUCUGAAUAAAAAGCUUCUAAUUUUCAGGUGUACCCUUAUAAUGUUUGCAUAUUUUGCUUAUCUGUUAACGGGUUAGCAAAAUAUGUUAAUAUGAUCUAACAGAGGUUCGUUCUUCUUUUAUUUCACCUGCUGAGUAUGAUAGGUGCCAUUUUAUGAGGUCCUUAGACCUACUUUUUGUAAAUCUAAAAAAUAAGAACUUUUUUUCUAACUAUACUGUUAAGAAAAGAAUGUACAAGCAAAAGUGCAUACAUUAAAUAAAUGGUUACCAUUUU
Molecule: messenger RNA, 1796 nt
Organism: Girardinichthys multiradiatus
Lineage: Eukaryota; Metazoa; Chordata; Actinopteri; Cyprinodontiformes; Goodeidae
Gene: fgg
Product: fibrinogen gamma chain
Exons: 9
Coding region: 177-1475 (432 amino acids)
Biological process (GO): platelet activation; blood coagulation; protein polymerization
Cellular component (GO): fibrinogen complex
Molecular function (GO): signaling receptor binding
Source: RefSeq, a predicted model, not a curated record